AUGCCGGCCGCUGCUUGGCUCACCCACACGUGUCGUCGCGGCGCGGCGCUGCUUAAUCGCGCCUGGCAGGUCUACUCGCGGCUGCUGGCGGCAUUCAGGGACCCCUCUGCGCCGCCCGGCCAGCCGGCCCCGCUGCACAUCGUGCCCUUUGCUGGCGCUGGCGCGGGCUUCGCGCUGUCGCUGAUCCUGGGACCCACGGAGCUGCUCAAGUGCCGCCUGCAGACGACCAGCCACAAGGCGGGGCCCUCCGAGAUCCUGCGGCACGUUAUUGCAGAGGAGGGCCUCAUGGGCCUGACGCGGGGGCUCGGCGCGACGUUCAUUCGGGAGGUUCCUGGCAACGCCCUGUUUUUCACCACGUACGAGUGGCUGCGGCGGACAGAGUGGCUGGGCAGUGGCAGCGGCGGCAGAAGUAGAGAAGCGGGCGGGGACAACAGCAGCAGCAGCAACAGCAGUAGCAUCAGCAAUAACAGCAGCAGCAGUUGCAGCAGUAGCAGCAGAAGUAGCAACCGCGCCGUGGAGCAGCUGUGGGCGGCCGCCAGGGGCGCAGGAUCCGCCAUCGUGUGCGGGGGCCUGGCAGGCGUUGCGAUGUGGGGCACCAUCCUGCCGCUGGACGUGGCCAAGAGCCGCAUCCAGGUGGCGCGCCCAGGCGGCCCCUGGGAUGUGGGCGUCGCCGCGCACCUGCGCAUGCUGUGGGCCGAGGGCGGGGCGCGGGCGCUCUGGUCGGGGCUCACGCCGACGCUGGUCGUGGUCCACGCCAGCGACGAUGAUGCUGUGCUGACGCGCGCCAUGCUUGGCGAGUUCACCGGCAGCACAAUCUUCCAGCUCAUCGGAUCCGCCGCCGCGGCCGGCGGCGCCGGGGCCGCCAUCGCAGCCAACAGCCUCGGCCUUAUACCCCUGAUAUAUGCGUUUGCGGCGAUCAGUGGUGCGCACUUCAACCCGGCGGUUUCAUUUAUGUUCCUGCUCAAUGGGACUUUCAACUUCAAGAAGUUUCUGUCCUACGCAGUGGCCCAGAUCGCGGGCUGUGUGCUGGGGGCGCUGCUCUGCACAGUCCUCCUCCCGGGCGUCACAGUUGGCAUGGGCGCCGCCGGGCCUGGCGCCUGGGCGCCGGCUGCGGGUGUCGCCGCGACCGCCAUUUUCGGCUGGGAGUGCAUCAUGACAGCCUUCCUCUGCAUCACUGUCAACAACACCUCGCCCGGCAAGCCCGGCGCCAGCGUCGCAUCGCCCAUCGGCGUCGGCCUGGUGGUCAUGGCCUCCGCCCUCGCCUGCGGCGCCCUGACCGGCUCCCUCCUGAACCCGGCGCGCGCGCUGGGGCCCGCGCUGGUCUUCCAGCACCUGGGGGCCGGCACGGUGGCGCUCUACCUGUCAGCCCAGCUCGCAGGUGCAGCCCUCGCGAGCACGCUGUGCCAGGCGCUCGGGGGCGGCGACGAGCCCAGGCGCGCGGCCAGGGCUGCGGCGUGA
Molecule: messenger RNA, 1458 nt
Organism: Monoraphidium neglectum
Lineage: Eukaryota; Viridiplantae; Chlorophyta; Chlorophyceae; Sphaeropleales; Selenastraceae
Product: Aquaporin NIP1-2
Exons: 9
Coding region: 1-1458 (485 amino acids)
Biological process (GO): mitochondrial L-ornithine transmembrane transport
Cellular component (GO): membrane
Molecular function (GO): channel activity; L-ornithine transmembrane transporter activity
Source: RefSeq, a predicted model, not a curated record